AUGUCUAUGCUGGACAUGAGCGAGUUUGGGGAGGCUGCUGAGUACCUCCGGAAGAGCUACACAGAGCAGCUGAAGCUUCAGACAAUCCCCUUCGAUGGAAAGAAGCGUGCUUGGAUCCCGGAUGAGAAAGAAGCUUAUAUUGAAGUGGAAAUCAAAGAAAGCACUGGUGGCAAAGUCACUGUGGAAACCAAAAAUAAGGAAACGCGGGUGGUGAAGGAGGAUGAGCUGCAGCCCAUGAACCCCCCCAAGUUCGACAUGAUUGAGGACAUGGCCAUGCUGACGCACCUCAACGAGGCCUCUGUGCUCUACAACCUGAAGCGCCGCUACUCCCACUGGAUGAUCUAUACCUACUCAGGGCUCUUCUGUGUUACCAUCAACCCCUACAAGUGGCUGCCCGUCUACACGGCGCCGGUGGUGGCAGCCUACAAGGGCAAGCGGCGCACCGAGGCUCCCCCGCACAUCUACUCCAUCGCCGACAAUGCCUACAAUGACAUGCUGCGCAACCGUGAAAACCAGUCCAUGCUCAUCACCGGAGAAUCUGGUGCUGGUAAGACUGUAAACACCAAGCGGGUCAUUCAGUACUUUGCCAUUGUCGCAGCCUUGGGCGACACACCGGGCAAGAAAUUAGCAGCUCUUGCCACUAAAACUGGGGGCACCCUCGAAGAUCAAAUCAUUGAGGCUAACCCAGCUAUGGAAGCUUUUGGCAAUGCCAAAACCAUAAGAAAUGACAACUCCUCGCGUUUUGGCAAGUUCAUCCGGAUCCAUUUCGGCCCCUCGGGGAAGCUGGCCUCCGCAGACAUUGACAUCUAUCUUCUGGAAAAAUCAAGAGUGAUUUUCCAGCAGCCCAAAGAGCGGAGCUACCACAUCUACUACCAGAUCCUCUCUGGGAAGAAACCAGAGCUGCAAGAUAUGCUGCUGCUCUCCCUCAACCCCUACGACUACCACUUCUGCUCUCAGGGUGUAACUACGGUGGACAACAUGGAUGAUGGCGAGGAACUCAUGGCAACAGAUCACGCCAUGGACAUCUUGGGCUUCAGCAAUGAUGAGAAAUACGGCUCCUAUAAAAUAGUGGGUGCUAUCAUGCACUUUGGCAACAUGAAGUUCAAGCAGAAGCAGCGGGAAGAGCAGGCAGAGGCUGACGGCACUGAAAGUGCUGACAAAGCUGCCUACCUGAUGGGAAUCAGCUCAGCUGACCUCAUCAAGGGCUUGCUCCAUCCUCGCGUGAAAGUGGGCAAUGAGUAUGUGACCAAAGGUCAGAACGUGGAGCAGGUUGUCUAUGCGGUGGGAGCCCUGGCUAAAGCCACCUAUGACCGCAUGUUCAAGUGGCUGGUGACUCGCAUCAAUAAGACCCUGGACACCAAGCUGGCCAGGCAGUUCUUCAUCGGAGUACUGGACAUUGCAGGCUUCGAGAUCUUUGACUUCAACAGCUUUGAGCAGCUCUGCAUCAACUUCACCAACGAGAAGCUGCAGCAGUUCUUCAACCACCACAUGUUUGUCCUGGAGCAAGAAGAAUACAAAAAGGAAGGCAUUGAAUGGGUCUUCAUUGACUUUGGCCUGGACCUGCAGGCUUGCAUUGACCUAAUUGAGAAGCCACUGGGAAUCCUGUCCAUCCUUGAAGAGGAGUGCAUGUUCCCAAAAGCCUCCGACAUGUCGUUCAAAGCUAAGCUCUAUGACAACCACCUUGGGAAGUCACCCAACUUCCAGAAGCCCCGGCCGGAUAAAAAGCGGAAGUAUGAGGCGCACUUUGAGCUGGUGCACUACGCUGGUGUGGUGCCGUACAACAUCAUUGGGUGGCUGGACAAGAACAAGGACCCCCUGAAUGAGACAGUGGUGUCUGUCUUCCAAAAAUCCCAAAACAAGCUCCUGGCUUCCCUCUAUGAGAACUAUGUGGGCUCAUCUUCAGAGGAACCUCACAAGCCAGGGACCAAGGAGAAACGUAAAAAGGCAGCUUCUUUCCAAACAGUGUCUCAGCUGCACAAGGAGAACCUCAACAAGCUGAUGACCAACCUGCGCUCCACUCAGCCCCACUUUGUCCGCUGCAUCAUCCCCAAUGAGACAAAGACCCCGGGAGCCAUGGAUGCCUUCCUGGUGCUGCACCAGCUGCGCUGUAAUGGUGUCCUUGAAGGUAUCCGCAUCUGCCGUAAAGGGUUCCCCAACAGGAUCCUCUACGCAGACUUCAAGCAGCGCUACCGUAUCCUGAAUCCAACAGCCAUUCCAGAUGACAAGUUUGUGGACAGCAGAAAGGCCACAGAGAAGCUGUUGAGCUCCCUGGAACUGGACCACUCUCAGUACAAGUUUGGUCAUACCAAGGUGUUUUUCAAGGCUGGUUUGCUGGGCUUGCUGGAGGAGAUGCGGGAUGAGCGUCUGGCCAAGAUCCUGACCAUGCUGCAGGCCAGAAUCCGCGGGCACCUCAUGCGCAUCGAGUAUCAGAAGAUCAUCAGCAGGAGGGAAGCCCUCUAUACCAUCCAGUGGAACAUCCGGGCCUUCAAUGCUGUCAAGAACUGGUCCUGGAUGAAGCUGUUCUUCAAGAUCAAGCCUUUACUCAAGUCUGCUCAGACUGAGAAGGAAAUGUCCAACCUGAAGGAGGAGUUCCAGAAGCUGAAGGAAGCUCUGGAGAAGUCCGAGGCUAAGAGAAAGGAGCUGGAAGAGAAGCAGGUCUCCAUGAUCCAGGAGAAGAACGACCUGACUCUCCAGCUGCAGGCAGAGCAAGACAACCUGGCAGAUGCAGAGGAACGCUGCGACCUGCUGAUCAAGUCCAAGAUCCAGCUGGAGGCCAAGGUGAAGGAGCUGACAGAGCGUCUGGAGGAUGAGGAGGAGAUGAACUCAGACCUCACCGCCAAGAAGCGCAAGCUGGAGGAUGAGUGUGCAGAGCUGAAGAAAGACAUUGAUGACCUGGAGAUCACGCUGGCCAAGGUGGAGAAGGAGAAGCAUGCCACGGAGAACAAGGUUAAAAACCUGAUUGAAGAGAUGGCUGCUCUGGAUGAGAUCAUUGCCAAGCUGACAAAAGAGAAGAAAGCACUGCAAGAGGCCCAUCAGCAGGCCCUGGAUGACCUGCAGGCUGAGGAAGACAAAGUCAACACACUGACAAAAGCCAAGGUCAAACUGGAGCAGCAAGUGGAUGAUCUGGAAAGCUCUCUUGAACAAGAGAAGAAAGUCCGCAUGGACCUGGAAAGAGCAAAGAGGAAACUUGAAGGAGACCUGAAGUUGACCCAAGAGUCUGUAAUGGAUCUGGAGAAUGACAAACAGCAGCUGGAGGAGAAACUCAAGAAGAAAGACUUUGAAAUGAGUCAGCUGAAUUCAAGGAUUGAAGAUGGGCAAGUGACAGAGGCCCAGCUGCAGAAGAAGAUCAAGGAGCUCCAGGCCCGCAUUGAGGAGCUGGAGGAGGAGCUGGAGGCUGAACGCGCUGCCAGAGCCAAGGUGGAGAAGCAGCGGGCAGAAGUGUCUCGGGAGCUGGAGGAUCAGGUGGAGAUGAACAAGAAGCGGGAAGCGGAAUUCCUGAAGCUGCGUCGGGACCUGGAGGAGGCGACGCUGCAGCACGAGUCCACGGCCGCUGCCCUGCGCAAGAAGCACGCGGACAGCGUGGCCGAGCUGGGCGAGCAGAUCGACAACCUGCAGCGCGUCAAGCAGAAGCUGGAGAAGGAGAAGAGCGAGUUGAAGAUGGAGGUGGAUGACCUGUCAUCCAACAUUGAGUACCUCACCAAGAACAAGGCCAAUGCUGAGAAGCUGUGUCGCACCUAUGAGGACCAGCUCAACGAGGCCAAGUCCAAAGUGGACGAGCUGCAGCGGCAGCUGAACGACGUGAGCACGCAGCGGGGCAGGCUGCAGACCGAGAACGGGGAGCUCAGCCGGCUGCUGGAGGAGAAAGAGUCCUUCAUCAACCAGCUAAGCCGUGGCAAGACCUCAUUUACACAGAACAUUGAGGAACUCAAGAGGCAGUUGGAUGAAGAGACCAAGAGCAAGAACGCCCUGGCCCAUGCCCUGCAAGCCUCCCGGCACGACUGCGACCUGCUGCGGGAGCAGUACGAGGAGGAGGUGGAGGCCAAGAGUGAGCUCCAGAGGAACUUGUCCAAGGCCAAUGCAGAAGUGGCCCAGUGGAGAACCAAGUACGAGACAGAUGCCAUCCAACGGACAGAGGAGCUGGAGGAAGCCAAGUAACACUCCCCUCGUUUUUUGGCCACCAGGCUGCAGGAGGCAGAGGAGGCGGUGGAGGCCGCCCAUGCCAAGUGCUCCUCGCUGGAGAAGACCAAGCAUCGACUGCAGACGGAGAUCGAGGACCUCUCGGUGGACCUGGAACGCGCCAACUCAGCCUGUGCUGCCCUGGACAAGAAGCAGCGCAACUUUGACAGGAUCCUGGCUGAGUGGAAGCAGAAGUAUGAGGAGACCCAGGCAGAGCUGGAGGCGUCGCAGAAGGAGUCGCGCAGCCUGAGCACAGAGCUCUUCAAGCUCAAGAAUGCCUAUGAGGAGUCCCUGGACAACCUGGAGACCCUCAAGAGGGAGAACAAGAACCUACAGGAGGAAAUUGCUGAUCUGACCGACCAGAUCAGCAUGAGCGGGAAAACCAUCCAUGAGCUGGAGAAGCUGAAGAAAGCCCUGGAGAGUGAGAAGAGCGAUAUCCAGGCAGCGUUAGAGGAGGCUGAGGGGGCCCUGGAGCAUGAGGAGAGCAAGACUCUGCGCAUCCAGCUGGAGCUGAACCAGAUCAAGGCUGAUGUGGACAGGAAGCUGGCGGAGAAGGACGAGGAGUUUGAGAACCUGAGGUGUGUGUUGAGAGGGCCAGGAGCCCAUACAGUAGCAGGGCAUGGUGAACGGCCAGUUCCUGUGGCACUGACCCUGCUCUGCCUGCAGAACACGGGCCUGAUCAACCAGAAGAAGAAGCUGGAAGCAGACAUCUCGCAGCUGAGCAGCGAGGUGGAGGAUGCGGUGCAGGAGUGCCGCAACGCUGAGGACAAGGCGAAGAAAGCCAUCACAGAUGCUGCCAUGAUGGCAGAGGAGCUGAAGAAGGAGCAGGACACGAGCGCGCACCUGGAGCGGAUGAAGAAGAACAUGGAGCAGACCAUCAAGGACCUGCAGAUGCGCCUGGAUGAAGCAGAGCAGAUUGCUCUCAAGGGAGGCAAGAAGCAGAUCCAGAAGCUGGAGGCCAGGGUGCGAGAGCUGGAGGGAGAGCUGGAUACGGAGCAGAAGAAGAUGGCUGAGGCCCAGAAGGGCAUCCGCAAGUACGAGCGGAGGAUCAAGGAGCUGAGCUACCAGGCUGAGGAAGACCGGAAGAACCUGGCACGGAUGCAGGACCUGAUCGACAAGCUGCAGAGCAAGGUCAAGAGCUACAAGCGCCAGUUCGAGGAGGCGGAGCAACAGGCCAACUCCAACCUGGUGAAGUACCGCAAGGUGCAG
Nestor notabilis (Kea) is the source of this 5385-nucleotide messenger RNA. Its product is annotated as myosin-7B-like. The annotation marks the transcript as partial. The transcript has 40 exons. Gene Ontology annotation, molecular function: cytoskeletal motor activity; actin filament binding; ATP binding. NCBI's taxonomy places the organism in Eukaryota, Metazoa, Chordata, Aves, Psittaciformes, Psittacidae. Gene Ontology annotation, cellular component: myosin complex. The record is from RefSeq and is a predicted model, not a curated record.